AUGGUAAAUAUUAUGGUUGGUGAAUCUGCUGGGAAAUUACUCUCAAAAGUGUCUUUGUCCAAUAAUACGAUUAGCCGCAGAAUUCACCAUAUGGCGGAGGACCUCAAUGAUCAGUUGAUAGGAAAAAUCAAAGAAAGAGAAUUUGGGUUGCAGCUGGAUUUGAUAUGCUAUGUUAGGUUUAUAAAUGAUGAUGUCAUGGUAGAAGACCUACUCUUUUGUAAAAAUAUUACAACAAGCGCCAAAGCUCAGGACUUAUUUGAUAUUCUUAAUAAUUUUAUGUCAGAAAAUAUGUUGGAUUGGACUAAAUACGUCGGUGUUUGUACUGACGGAGAUCAUUCCAUGUCUGGCAAUUAUGGAAGAUUACAAACACUUAUUAGAAGCAAAGCCCCUGAUGCACUGUGGACCCAUGACAUUAUCCAUAGAUAA
Sipha flava (yellow sugarcane aphid) is the source of this 426-nucleotide messenger RNA. Its product is annotated as zinc finger BED domain-containing protein 5-like. Lineage: Eukaryota; Metazoa; Arthropoda; Insecta; Hemiptera; Aphididae. The transcript has a single exon. The coding region runs from base 1 to 426 and encodes 141 amino acids. The record is from RefSeq and is a predicted model, not a curated record.